Molecule: messenger RNA, 2091 nt
Organism: Aspergillus terreus NIH2624
Lineage: Eukaryota; Fungi; Ascomycota; Eurotiomycetes; Eurotiales; Aspergillaceae
Product: sodium:solute symporter family protein
Exons: 3
Coding region: 1-2091 (696 amino acids)
Biological process (GO): urea transmembrane transport
Cellular component (GO): plasma membrane
Molecular function (GO): urea transmembrane transporter activity
Source: RefSeq, a predicted model, not a curated record
AUGGGGGACGAUCUUAAAGUCCUCCCAGCAGGAGCUGGAUACGGCAUCGUCAUUGGCAUUGGAGGCGUCUUCGCAAUCUUCAUGCUAUGCCUGACCUGGCUGCAAAACCGAUACACCAACUUUUCUACCCACCGUGCAGAGGAGUUCAACACCGCUUCUCGUUCAAUCAAACCGGGCCUCAUAUCCGCCGGCAUCGUAUCCUCCUGGACGUGGUCCGCAACGCUUCUCACCAGCUCGACCUUCGCAUACAGUUAUGGCGUCUGUGGACCGAUGUGGUACGGCGCAAUGGGCACACUGCAGAUCCUCUUGUUUGCGCUUAUUGCGAUCAAAAUCAAGGCGAACGCGCCCGGCGCUCACACUAUGCCGGAGAUCGUACUCGCGAGGCACGGAAAGAUCGCGCAUCUCACGUACCUCUACAAUGCCCUUGCGACGAACAUGCUGGUCGGCGCAUGCCUGGUGCUUGGCGGAGCUCAGGUCGUGGAGGCAUUGACGGGGAUGAAUGUCUACGUUGCGAAUUUCCUGAUUCCCGCGGUUGUUGCGGCGUAUGUCAUUGCGGGUGGACUGCGUUCGACUUUCAUCGCGGACUAUACCCAUACUGUGAUCUUGUUUAUCGCGAUCCUGGUGUUCGGGUUUCUCAUCUCUGCGACGAGCGACUUGGUUGGCAGCCCCGCAAAGCUCUACGAACUCCUUCAGGAGGCGUCCAAGAAUAUGCCGAUUGAGCGGAACACAGAUGGCUCCUACUUGGCUUUCCACUCUGUAGGAGGUCUGAUCUUUGCAAUUGAUCUCUUUGUGGCCGGGUUCACGACGGUUUGGCUGGACCAAGCUUACUGGCAACGUGCUAUUGCCUCCAGACCGGAGACAGCCGUUAAAGCGUACAUGCUUGGUGGGAUCGCGUGGUAUGGAAUUCCAUUCGGUUUCGCAACUGCCAUGGGACUAGGCUGCGCAGCCCUCACCAACAACCCAGCCUUCCCUACCUAUCCCAACCCACUAUCAGCAGAACAAGUCUCCGCUGGGCUCUCCGCGCCAGCAACGGCCAUUGCCUUGCUGGGAAAAGGCGGCGCAGUCUUGAUGCUGAUUCUACUCUUCAUGGCGGUCACCAGCUCAACAUCCGCCGAACUCAUCGCCGUCUCGUCACUACUGACCUUUGACGUAUACAAAACCUACUUCCGUCCUCAUGCGGACUCGGCGACCCUCGUCCGCGUCAGCCACUGGGGCAUCGUGAUCUUCGCACUUGUUCUCGCGGCCUUCUGCUGCAUCCUCAACGCAGUCGGUCUUAGCCUUACCUGGCUCUUGACCGUACUAGGCGUGAUCGUGGGUGGCGCCUCGCUCCCAGUAGGGCUUAUCCUGCUCUGGGACCGUAUGUCCACGGUUGCCGCUAUCGCAUCGCCGUGGAUCGGCCUUGCAUGCGGUAUCAUUUGCUGGUUCAUCACGACGUGGAAGCGCUCCGGGGAGAUCAGCGUCGAGGCGACGGGCGACGGGACCAACGCCGUGGCCGGUAACCUCGCAUCGUUCGGUGUCGGGAUUAUUUCGGCUGUGAUCUUGAGUCUGCUCUUUCCAAAGAAGCAUAUUUCGACAGACCCGACGCACAUGGAGCGCUCUAACAGGAUCCUUGGCGUUGCAGUGGAACCUGAAAAGAACGAAACAGUUGACCUACCGAGUAAAGAGGGCAAGGAAUCUGCUCCGACAGAUAUCAAUGAGGUGGCUGAAUCUCCGACAAGGGAAGGGGCACCACCGCCCAAGAAUGAAGUCGUCGAGUUCCUCGAAUCGAAGCAGAUAGAGCCCAUGGAUCCAGUUCUCGUGAAGAAAGCUGAGAGAAUUGCAUGGACUGCGAAUGCUAUAUUCAUUCUGGUUGCGGUGAUAUUGGUCCCCUUCACGUUGUUCGGGACACGCUAUGUCUACAACCAGAGGUUCUUUACCGGCUGGGUGGUAGUGUCGCUGAUGUGGAUCUGGGCAAGUGUCUUGAUCUGCGUGGUAUAUCCGGUGGUGGAAAGCGCCGGUGCGUUGAGAGACAUCACUCGGGGCCUGUGGAUGGAUCUAAGAGUUACGAUGGGUGUCAGGAAGCCGAAGGUCUCUGAUUCACAGGCAGCUUAA